This is a messenger RNA of Oenanthe melanoleuca, 826 nucleotides long. Its product is annotated as hepatic lectin-like. NCBI's taxonomy places the organism in Eukaryota, Metazoa, Chordata, Aves, Passeriformes, Muscicapidae. The coding region runs from base 91 to 729 and encodes 212 amino acids. The record is from RefSeq and is a predicted model, not a curated record. The transcript has 7 exons.
CUGGAGCUGUGGCCAGAAAAUCGUCCGGAAUUUGGCCCCGGUGACGAAACCCGGUGACAUUUCUAGGUCUCCGUGCCCUCGGAAUUGAGGAUGGAUGAGGAGGAGCUCCAGGAUGACCUGCGCCAGUUCCCAGCCCGCUCCGCUCUGCCGCGCUGUCUCCGCUCCUUCCCGGCCGUGUACCUGACCCUGUUUCUGACCUCGCUGCUGCUGCUCACCCUCAGCGCCCUGGCCCUCGCCAGAGUUUCCUCCAUUUCCUCCAAACUCCACCAGGAACCUCUGGAACGGAAUUUUACCGACUCGGAUUCCUUCUUGUUUCCCUGCGGGGCGGAUUCCCCAGAGUGGGAAUAUUUCUCGGGGCACUGUUAUUAUUUCUCGCUGGCGCGGACGAGCUGGGAGCGAGCGCUGGAGCAGUGCCGGGAGCGCGGGGCCGGCCUGGCCGUGGUCGGCAGCUUUGCUGAGCAGCAGUUCCUGAUGUCGCGCACGCGCAACGAGCGAUUCUGGAUCGGCCUCAGCGACCGAAACUCCGAGGGGAACUGGGAGUGGGUGGAUGGCACCGACUACACAUCGGCCUUCACAUUUUGGAAGGAGGGGGAGCCCAACGACAGCGGUCGGAACGAGGAUUGUGCUCACCUCUGGAUCUCGGGCAAGUGGAACGAUGUUCACUGCACCUUCGAGUGUUUCUUCAUCUGUGAGAGGCCCCUGGCCCCCAAAUCCCCAAAUCCCCACUGAAAUCUGGGAAUCCCCAAAAAAUUCCCAAAUUUUCCAGUGAAAUUCCCAAAAAAAUCGGGAAUUUUGGGCGGAAAUAAAAGUUCGCGUUUGGUCAAAA